Paecilomyces variotii is the source of this 705-nucleotide messenger RNA. RefSeq lists its product as hypothetical. The transcript has 4 exons. Lineage: Eukaryota; Fungi; Ascomycota; Eurotiomycetes; Eurotiales; Thermoascaceae. The coding region runs from base 1 to 705 and encodes 234 amino acids. The record is from RefSeq and is a predicted model, not a curated record.
AUGGCCGUCAUCUGGGGGCUGGACCUGCAUGAAAUGCAGUGGUCCAAAUUCAAAUCCUCUUACAUGUUCAACAAGAUAUACCACCUACGGCGGACAAAGAUGGUCGUUUAUCAGUUAGCCAUGAUUCUAUGCGUCUGCUCCGAAUCAGUUGGAACGGCAGCACUAGCAGACUACACCGAUCAACAGUCUUUCGUGGAAAACCUGAACAACCUCGCAGCCGUGUAUAAUGAUGAUUUUGUGGGAAUUGCAUCGUACAAUAUCUUCGUUGGCGUCGCGGUUGCAACGAUAUUUGGCGCCGCAUUCUUCUUCGAUCUAUUUUGGCCCGAGCGACACGAGAGCGCUGCCGUCCGUCUCGCAUGGAAGAUAUCAGCUGUUGUCAUCUCAAUUAUGUGUUUGGCAGAUGCGAUUGCAAUGACUGUCAUCGUUGCAACAAGACGGUCGUAUGUCACUGGCGUCGACGCAAAUGAGGCACGGCGUCUGCUAGAUCAGGCACAGAAGCAUCCAAAUCUCAUUUAUAGACACAACCCGUAUUGUAUCGCAUGUGUUGUCCUACUGUGGUGCGGCCUGGUUGCGACUAUCGCUAGCGCCUUUAUCCUCUUUGCCUCGCACCACCAUGACGAUAAACAUGGUGUCUUCUCCAAAGAGGGAAAAGCUGAACGGGAUGCUGCAAUUGAAGAACCCAAGGCGGACAUUACAGCGGUAUAG